Molecule: messenger RNA, 2388 nt
Organism: Urocitellus parryii (Arctic ground squirrel)
Lineage: Eukaryota; Metazoa; Chordata; Mammalia; Rodentia; Sciuridae
Source: RefSeq, a predicted model, not a curated record
AUGCUGCGGCCACCCCACGUCACCAGCACUGUGACCGAGCUCUGCAGCAGGGCCCAGCACUCAGCGCGAGGCUACGGCCUCCUGACCCCCGAAGGCCCUGAGCAGUGGCCCAGCAACUCCAUGCCUAGGUGUUCCCACGUGGACGCCAGGAGCCCGGGCACAGUSCUCACCAACGGGAGACCAUCGACAUGCCCUUCAGCCACAGAGGACCAGCGGGACGACCCCCCACUGCAGAACUGGAGCCCGGGAAAGAAGCGGCUUGUGACCCCGGCUCAGCUGCGCAGAAGGGCAGAGCAAGGCCCCGAGGGCCGGCAUUCAGUGGGCCACACGCUGAAGUCCAGUCCGGCCACACUCCGGGAAAGACGCAGAAGGGGCCUGUCCACAGAGGGUGACGGGAAGCCCUGGGGUGGUGGACGGCCUCCGAUUGGCCCUGUGGUGGCAGAUCCAGGACUCUGCCCGUCAGAACCCAGAACCCCACACCACCACCAUGGGCUGGGGGCGCUGAGGGACAGCAAGGCAGGGGGCCCCACCCAGGGCCGUCCCCGGGUCCUGGCUCCUCCUGUGGUCUGCACCCACAUUCCCUGGGACUGCUCCUGUCUGCAGCCUGGCCUUCAUGCUGUGCUCUCUGAAGGCCCUACCCCUCACCCGCAAGCCCCACCCCAGCCCUGCCCCUUGCACCUCUCUCUGCAGAAGAACGAGUACCUKCUCACGGUGGUGGCGGAGGAGAGGGAUGUGCUACUGCUCGGCCUGCGGUACUCGUCCACCCAUCUGCACUUCCUGUUCCUCAGCGAGGACACGGCCGGCGCCUGGCAGACCCGCGUGUCCUUCCGCAGCGCCAGCCUCAUGGACAGCCAGUGGCACACGCUGGUCUUGGCAGUAUCUGCAGGAUCCUUUUCCCUCAUCGUGGACUGCGGCCUCCCGGUGGACAUAAUGGCUGACGUGCCCUUCCCGGCCACCCUUUCAGUGCGAGGGGCCCGGGUCUUUGUUGGCAGCCGGAGGAGGACCAAAGGCUUGUUCACGGGCCUGGUGAGGCAGCUGGUCCUGCUGCCGGGCUCGGAUGCCACCCUGAGGCUGUGUCCCAGYAGGAAUGCCCAGCUGGCCGAGCUGUCCAUCCCACGGGUGCUGCAGGGGAAGCCGGGUGAUAACGAGGUGCUAAAAUACCCCUAUGAGGCAGACAUGAAGGUGACGCUGGGGUCCCGGCCACCRUGCACCAAGGCACAGGAUGCCACGUUCUGGUUUGACGCUGUCAGGAAGGAGCUGCACCUGUGUGCCAGCAGCCAGUGGGUCUCUGUGUUGGCAGCCAAAGCCAAGCUGGACUACGUGGAAGAGCACCAGCGCCUGCCCACCAACUCGGAGACGCUGGGCCUCGAGGUCUUCGGCAUCCCCGGCGUGGGGCUCUUUGUGGCCGCGGCCAAUCGGAAAGCCAAGUCCGCCGUCUACAAGUGGACGGAUGGGAAGUUCGUCUCCUACCAGAACAUCCCCACACACCAAGCCCAGUCCUGGCGGCACUUCACCAUCGGGAGAGAGAUCUUCCUGGCCGUGGCUAACUUUGGACCGAAURAGAAGGGUCAAGAGGUCUCUGUCAUUUACAAAUGGAGCCACAGAAAGCUGAAGUUCACCCCAUACCAGAGGAUUGCCACCCACAGCGCCCGCGACUGGGAGGCCUUCCAGGUGGACGGGGAGCACUUCCUGGCAGUGGCUAACCACCGGGAAGGUGACAACCACAACAUUGACAGCGUCAUCUAUAAGUGGAACCCCAGCACCCGGCUCUUCGAGGCCAACCAGACCAUCGCCACGUCCGGAGCCUAUGACUGGGAGUUCUUCACCGUGGGGCCCUACUCCUUCCUGGUGGUGGCCAACACCUUCAACGGCACCUCCACCAAGGUGCACUCGCACCUGUACAUCUGGCUGGUUGGCUCCUUCCGGCUCUUCCAGUCCUUCCUGACCCUCGGGGCUGCCGACUGGGAAGUCUUCCGCAUCGGGGACAGGCUCUUCCUCGCCGUCGCCAACAGCCACAGCUACGAYGUGGGAAUGCAGCUGCGCAACGAUUCCUACACCAUCAACUCCGUCAUCUACGAGCUGAACGUCACUGCCCAGGCCUUUGUCAAGUUCCAGGACAUCCCCACCUGCAGCGCCCUGGACUGGGAGUUCUUCUCCGUGGGAGAAGAUCACUUCCUGGUGGUYGCCAACUCCUUCGAUGGAGAAUCCUUCUCAGUGAACAGUAUUAUCUACAGGUGGCAGGGCUACGAGGGCUUUGUGGCCGUGCACAGCCUCCCCACCUUCGGCUGCAGGGACUGGGAGACCUUCGACACCUCGGCCGGCUCCUACCUCAUCUACUCCAGCGCCAAGGAGCCCCUGUCCAGGGUCCUGCGGCUGAGGACCACCUGA